UAUUUUGUGAUCAGUAAUGGUCUCUAGUUCACCUUUGGUCACAAAUUCCUUCUUCCUCCACAAGUCUGAGAGAUAGACUAUCCUAUGUUCCUCUAAUUUAUUUAUAAUCUCGUUCUUUAUGCCUGGGUCAUGGACCCAUUUUGUCUUAUCUUGGUAUACGGUGUUAAGUGUGUGUCCAUGCAAAAGGUCAAGAAUUUCAAGAGAAUUAAUGAAACAAAAUGCAAAUAAAGGUGGCCUAGCCACCAGAACUAAAACUAUAUUAUAAAGCAACAGUCAUCAAAACCAUUUGGUACUGGCUAAGAAAUAGAAUAGUAGAACUGUGUAAUAGGUUAGGGAAUCACAGGACAAAACAGUCAAUGACUAUAGCAAUCUAGUAUUUGACAAACCUAAAGGCCCCAGCUUUUAGGAUAAGAACUCAUUAUUUGACAAAAACUGCUGGGAAAAUUGGAAACUAGUAUGGCAAAAACUAGGCAUUGACCGAUACCUAACAUCCUAUACCAAGAUAAGAUCAAAAUGGGUUCAUAAUUUAGACUUAAAGAGUGAUAUUAUAAGCAAAUUAGAAGAGCAAAGUAUAGUUUACCUCUCAGAUCUGUGGAAAAGGGAGGAAUUUGUGGCCAAAGAACUUGAGUACAUUAUUGAAUACAAAAUGGAUAAUUUUGAUUAUAUUAAGUUAAAAAGUUAUUAUACAAACAAAACAAUUACAAACAAGAUUAGAAGGGAAGCAAUAAGCUGGGAAUAAAAUUUACAUUCUGGGGUUCUGAUAAAGGCUUCAUUUCUAAAAUAUAUAGAGAACUCUAUAUAUUCUAAAAUAUAUGGAGAAAUUUAUAAGAAUUCAAGCCAUUUCUCCAGUUGAUACAUGGUCAAAGGAUAUGAACAGGCAAUUUUCAGAUGAAGAAAUUAAAACCAUUUCUAGUUAUAUGAAAAAGUUGUCUAAAUCAGUAUUGAUCAGAUAAACGUGAAUUGAGACAACUCUGACGUACCAGAUUGGCUAAAAUGACAGGAAAAGAUGAUGAUUAUUGGAGGGGAUGUGAGAAAACUGUAACACUGAUACAUUGUAUGUAGAGUUGUGAAGUUUACAGUUGGAAACUGUAUGGAAAUAUGAGUUGUGAAGUGAUUCAACCAUUCUGUUUUCUUUCUUUCUUUCUUCUUUUUUUUUUUUUUUUUUUUUUUUGCUGAGGCAAUUGGAGUUAAGUGACUUGCCCAGGAUCACACAGCCAGGGAGUGUUAAGUGUCUGAUGUCAGAUUUGAACUCAGGUCCUCCUGACUUCAGGGCUGGUACUCUAUCCACUGCGCCAACUAGCUACCUCUAUUCAACCAUUCUGGAGAGCAAUCUGGAACUAUGCCUAAGGACUAUCAAACCCUUUGAUCCAGCAGUGUUUCUACUGGGUUUAUAUCCCAAAGAGAUAUUAUAGAAGGGAAAGGGACCUGUAUGUGCCAAAAUGUUUGUAGUGGCCAGAAGCUGGAAUAUGAAAGGAUGCCCAUCAAUUGGAGAAUGGCUGAGUAAGUUGUGGUAUAUGAAUGUUAUGGAAUAUUGUUGUUCUGUAAGAAAUGACCAGCAGGAUGAUCUCAGAAAGGCCUGGAGAGAUUUACAUGAACUGAUGCUGAGUGAAAUGAGCAGAACUAGGAGAUUAUACACAGCAACAAGACUAUACGAUGAUCAGUUGUGAUGGACAUGACUCUCUUCAACAGUGAGGUGAUUUAGGCCAGUUCCAAUGCUCUUGUGAUGAAAAGAGCCAUCUGCACUCAGAGAGGACUGUGGGAACUGAGUGUGGAAUACAACAGAGCAUUUUCAUUCUUUUUGUUGUUUGCUUGUAUUCUUUCUCAUUUUUCCCUUUUUGACAUGAUUUUUCUUGUGCAGCAUGAUAAAUAUAGAAAUAUAUAUAGAAGAAUCGCACAUGUUUAACAUAUAUUGGAUCACUUGCCGACUGGGGAAGAGGGGAAAGGGAGGGGAAAAAAUUAGAACAUAGGGAUAUGGGAUUGUAGGGAUGAAUGUCAAAAAUUAUCCAUGUAUAUAUUUUGAAAAUAGAAAAGCUAUAAUUAAUUUUAAAAAAAGAUCAUAUUAUGACCAACUGUGAUAGAUUUGCCUCUUUUUAACAAUGAGGUGAUUCAAAGCAAUUCCAAUAGAUUCGUGAUGAAGAGAGCCUUCUGCAUCUAGAGGAAGUACUAUGGGGACUGAAUGUGAAAUCACAACAUAGUAUUUCACUUUUUUUGAUAUUGUUUACUUACUGUUUUUUCCUCUUAUUUUUUUCAUUUUUGAUUUGAUUUUUCUUGAUAAAAGUCAAAAUCUUUUUAGAAGAAUUGCAUAUGAUUAAUUUAUAUUGGAUUAUUUGCUGUCUACUGGAGGGAAGGAAGUGGGGAGAGAGAGAGAAAAAUAUGGAACACAAUGUUUAGCAAAGAUGAAUUUUAGAAACUAUCUUUGUAUGUAUUUUGAAAAAUAAAAAGCUAUUAUUAAAAAAAAUUAAAAGAACAAAAAAUGUAAGCAUGAACAAAAAAUAAUAACUGCUUGCAUUGUAAUGAAGAAAGGAAGUAAAGAAGGAGGGAAGGAAAGAAGGAAAUAAGCAUUUAUUAAAUGCUCACUAGAGCAAUACACUGUAGUAAGUAUUUUGCAAAUAUCCCUUUUGAUCCUCAGAACAACCAUGGCUAGUAGAUUGGAUCAUUAUUCUCACUUUACAAUUGAAAAUACUGAGGCAGAUGGCAAUUAAGUGUUUUGCCUAGGAUCAAACAGCUAAUGAGUAUCUGAGGCCAAAAUGAAAUAAAGUCUUUCUGAGUUCAAGCUCAGAGCUUUCUUUACAAAGGUAUAUAUAUAUAAUUUUAUAUAUGUACAUAUGUUUGUAUAGUUUUAUUUUAGAUAUAAUCAAUCUAGAAAUUUGUUUUGCUUCAUUCUAUGUGUUGAUAACAAGAUUUUACUUUUCUUGCAUUUUCAAGUUGGACAAUAAGGAGUGGGACAGGAUCGGGGAGAGAGCAGAUUUUGGUUACUGAAAAAAAGUUAAUUUUUAAAAAAUUUAACUGCUGCAUUUUAAUGCUUCAUUUAAACCUCCAACUCUUGAGCUGCUGAUUCCUAGCACUUAAUAAUAGUACCUCAAGUUCCAAUGAAGUUUGAUUUCAAUGCUGUGCUGGAGGCACUGUCAGUCUUUGAGGCAGGGGUAAUGAUAGUAGGACUUCUCAGGCUUGAUUACUAAAGGAACUCAAUCUUGAUUCCCUUGUAAGUCAGAUGAGAAGUUCUGUCACAGCAGCACACAGCAUUCUACUUGAAGGGUGAUGUCUCAGGUGCUUGGUGACUACAUUAGGGCCUUGGGUCUGCAUUAGCAAAUAUGAGAAAAGAUUUCAUUGGCUACCAUAGCAAAGGGCCGUCAAGUCUGUCACUGGCAGGAAUAUCAGAAUAUCAUAAUAAUAUCAAUAAUAAUAUUCUCAGAGGAGGAGAUGUAGGUCAGAUGGUAUCCUUUCUGUAGUGAAGGUCAAAUAGUAAUAUAUUUGACAUGAUGACUUCCAUCUACUUCUUUUUUUAAGGAACUCAUUUGAAUUCAGGUCUUUCUGACUUCAAAGCUGGUGCUCUAACCACUGUAAGACCUAGCUGCCCUGUAUCAUCUUCUUUUUUAAAAAAAAUUCAUUCCCUCCCACUUCCUUCUCUCUUUUUCCUCUUCCCUAUUCCCUACCCCAUCCUGCUCCAGCCACUUCCAUUUUCUCAGUUUAACCGUGGCAUUUCUAACUCCUGCAUUUUCUCACAUUAAUUUGUGUCAGCCCUGUAACAUAUGGGAAAAAAGACUGUGCUAGAAUCAUUCACUGAAAGCAGCUUCUAGAAAUAUGAGUUCAGAAUUCUGGGAACAGUCUCUAUUCAGUUUGCAGUCAUUUUAAGAAAUAUCCCUUUGAUCAAUCAACAUAAAAUUUUAAAACACCUACCAAGUACUACUCCACCUCCCUUUCCUAAGUCCCUUCCCCUCCCCUUGUUGGACCCUAUGUCAUUGCCUGCCUUAUCUACUUCUGAUCCUGGCUGUGAGCAGAGAGGGAUGAAAGGGUGGCCUCCCAUAUUUCCCUGUAAUUCCCUGCACAUUUCUUGGUCAGUACUGUCUGGGUUUUUGUCAUGUUGUUUCUAACUUCCUAGCAUACCCUAUUCUCAACUUUCUAUUUAUCCUGUAUAUAGAUAUUUAUUUGUAUAUUGUCUCUCCAUUAGAUUACAAGUUCCUUAAAGUCAGGGGCUGUCUUUCGCCUCUUUUUGUAUCCCCAUUGUUUAACACAGUGCCAGACACAAAGCAGGCACUUAAUAAAAGCUUAUUGAUUGAUUAGGAGACUUUGGCCUAAUAUUCUCUGGAUGCACAUUUCUUUCUUCCAUAAUGCUAUUUCCCUUACCUCCACUUCCUAGCUCCACUCUCCUAUGGCUCCUUCACACUCCAGAUCCUUUCUUUCCCUAAAAUCUCCAAGCUUCUCUCCUCCUCAAAGGAUGCUUCCUUUCUCAUUGAGCUCUCCCUCUGGUUCCUGCAGCCCAUCCCUCGGCUACCUCUCACUGUUAUUUCUCUCCCUGAAGGCUCCCUCCCUGUCUCCUGUGCUUUGGGUUCUAUCUCUAGGCCCUCCCUCAGGUCCCCUGGACUUCCCCAUCUCUCUGCCUGCCUCCCCUUUCCCACCUUUCCUCAUGACCACAGGAUCGGAUGAUCAGAGGCUCAGAUGACGACACCAUGUUAGGUUACCCAUCUGUUAGGUUACAGAUCUUCUUUCCUGCAGGUCUGAGUGGGGUUGAUAGCUGGAGUCCAUGGCUACUGUGUCCUGCCCCCAUCUAGCUCCCCUUAGGAAAAGCACCUGCCCAGUGCUUACCUCCUAACACCUAGAGGCUCACCUUGAAUCAUGGCUCUGAGCCUCUGGCCCUUGCUGUUCCUGCUGCUGCUACUGCUGCUGCUGCUCCUUCCCCAUGCAGUGAUCCUGGCCCCUGUGGAGUCCCAGGACCCCGACUCUGUAAUUUCUCUUCUGGGGUCAUUUUUAGGGGCCCUGGAUAUGGUCCCACCAAGCUUCUUCAGUCGUUCAGAGUUCUCUGCCUUCCUAGAAAACAUUUCUUCUACCCUGGAAGACUUAGAGGCUAGAGAUAUGGGGGGAGAGGAACCCCCAACCCUAAGACCCCCUGCACUCCGGCUUCAUGAUUUCCUGGUGACUCUGAGGGGCAGCCGGGAUUGGGAACCCUUGAUCAAGCUACUAGGGGAUACCCUGGCACUGCUAGGUCAUGAGCAGACGCCUCGGGACUUUCUGGGGCACCAGGCAGGCACCCUAAGUGGGCUGGCAGAGGUGCUGCUCAAUGUUCUGCUUCCCGAGGAGUCCACAGUGCCUCCCCGGCCCCCCUGUACCCGAGACGGACCCCCCGACUGCGAUCUGGCCGCUGACUGGUUACCUUCACUUCUACUGUUGCUGGAGGGCACCCGUUGGCAGGCAUUGCUGCAGAUGAUUCCUGUGGCUGACGCCAACGUGACAGACCCUGGCUGGGGGGAGCCGCCUCCCCGCCUUUUGCAGGGCCUCCUGGGCCUAAUCCCCCCCCCUGAGGAGCCAGGCGCCGAAGGACCCCUCUGGGUGGGCCUCCUUCGUACAGUGGGGGCUCCCCUCUACGCUGCCUUCCAGGGAGGGCUGCUGCGGGUCACUCACUCCCUGAAGGAGGAGGUUUUUGCCACGCUGGGGCAACCGGAACUCGAUGCCCGCGGGCAGUGCAUGGGAGGUAACCUGAGACAGCUGCUCCUGUGGGGCGUGCUGCACAACGUGUCCUGGGAUGCCCAGGCUCUGGGGUUCCUGUCUGGGACGCCGCCCCCACCCCCUGCCCUCCUGCACUGCCUGAGCACCGGGGUGCCCCUGCCCAGGGCCUCCCCGCGCGCAGCCCGAGGCCACCCCCGAGCGCCCCGAGCCUUCUCCAUGGACACAAUCUGCUACAACGACUCGGACUCCGACUUGCCCUUCAGCAUCUCCAAUUUCUCCAUCCACCUGUACUGCCAGGACUCCAAGCCCUCCACGCCCCGGCCCCCCUCCAGCAUGGCGGUGACCUGCGAGACGGCGGCCUGGUACGUGACCUCCCUGGAGGUGAGCGCCCAGUUUUGGUUGCAGGCCUGCCACGAUCAGUAUCCGGAACAGUUCCUGGAUGUCAUCUGCAGUAAUUUCUCCCUGAGCUCCCUGCCCAGGCCCAACCGAGGCCUGGUGAGGCGGCUCUGCGCCAGCCUCCUCCCCCCGCCCACCAAUUGCCCAGAAGGCCUGCCCCCCAUUCCCCUCACGCCAGAGCUCUUCUGGGGUUGUUUCCUGGAGAAUCAGACGCUGUGGGGGGAGCGGAUGUGUGUGGAGGAGGGCCUAGAGGCAGUCCCCCCGCAGAACCAGGCAUGGGUGCAGCACGUGUGCCAGGGCCCGACCCCCGACGCGGGGGCCUUCCCCCCCUGCCGCGUGGGGCCCUGUGGGGAGCGCUGCCCCAACGGGGGCAGUUUCCUGGAGAUGGUCUGUGUCAAUGAUACUCUCUAUGACUCCCUUGUGCCCUUCUGGCCCUGGCUGGAGGGACAGUGCAGAAUUAGCCGUGGGGGUAACGACACCUGCUUCCUGGAGGGGCUGCUGGGCCCCCUGCUGCCCCCAUUGCCUCCUCUGGGGCCCUCCCCCCUCUGCCUGACUCCAGGUCCCUUCCUGCUGGGCAUGCUGUCCCAGCUGCCCCGGUGUCAGGCUGCAGUGCCCGCCCUCUCCUACCCUUCCCGCUUGCACUAUUUUCUCCGUCUCCUGGCCUUCCUCCUGGGCCCGGGGGCUGGGGGGAUAGAGGCCCAGAGACUGCUGGGCCAGGCUCUGCUACUCUCCAGUCUCCCUGACAACUGCUCCUUCUGGGACUCCUUCAACCCUUGGGGCCGGAGCAGCAUGCUGCGCUCAGUGGGUGACUACCUGAAGCAGGAGCAGGGGCUGAGCCCGCCCGGUCCCGGGCCCCCUGACGAUGCCGUCCAGGACCCCGGCAAGAGGGAGCUGCUGGCUUGCUACAGUCCUUUACUGUGGGAACUGCUGCAGAGGGAGAAGAGUGCUUGGGUCUUACAGAUCCUUGUUCAGGAGUACCUGCGCAUGCCCCCAGAGAAUCUCCAGCAGCUGGUGUUGUCAGCGGAGAGUGAGGCAGCCCAGGGGUUCUUGGCCCUCCUCCAUCACUCAUGGGCCCAGUUGAAGGUGCCCCCAUCAGAGGAGCGGGCCCUGGGCCGACUGACCGCUCUCUUGCUCCAGCGAUUCCCCCGACUCACGCCUCAGCUCUUUAUUGAUCUGUCACCACUCAUUCCCUUCCUGGCUGUCAAUGAUCUGCUUCGAUUCCCACCCUCCCUGUUGGCCAAUGAGAGCGUGCUGGCUGCCAUCCGUGAUCGUAGUCCAGCCAUGAAACCGGAGCAAAAGGAAGCCCUGGCCCAGCUGCUGGUGGCACCUGAGCUGUUUGGGGAAGUGCCUGCCUGGUCUCAGGAGCUGCUGUGGGCUGCUUUACCCUUACUGCCCCACCUCCCCUUGGAACACUUCCUGCAACUCAGUCCCCACCAGAUCCAGGCUCUGGAGGACAGUUGGCCAGCAGCAGGGCUAGGACCAGGACAGGCCCGGCAUGUACUACGCAGUUUGGUUAAUCAGAGUGUCCCAGAUGGUGAAGAACAGGUGCGAAGACUAGGGUCCCUUGCAUGCUUCCUAAGUACUGAGGAACUUCAGAGUCUUGUACCCUUGAGUGACCCCAUGGGAUCAGUAGAGCAAGGACUGCUAGAAUGUGUGGCCAAUGGAACCCUUAGCCCUGAAGGACGGGUGGCACAUGAGCUGCUGCGGGUGCUUCGUUCAACUGGGGGGGCAGAUUUGAGUCCCCAGGAGUUGCAGGCUUGGGGUCCCCUCUUCUCUCAGCUCGGACUCAGUUUCCUGGAGGAGCUAUCAGAGCUCCAACUCAGAACCAUUCUCCCUGCCUUGCAAAGAACUGACCUCACACUUGGCCAGGCUACCCUUCUGCUUGAACGCCUCCUCCCACAAGAAGAUCUGACAGUGGAAGAACUCUGUGCUCUCAGUCCUCUGCUGCCUGGGCUUAGCCCACACACCCUCAGAGUCAUUCCCACAGAGGUCCUAGCUGCAGCUUGUCCCUGCUUGUCACCCACACUGCCUAGGCUUUCAUCAGCUCAGAAAGCAGCAUUGUUGCAGGCUUUUCGGAUGAAAGAUGGAGUUCAAGGACCAAUGGGUGCAGAUCCAACUGUGUGUCCUGCUGACCAGCCAGGCUCUCUUAUCUGGCCAGAGUGCUUACUUCCCUUGCUGCCCUUAAAGCUGCUACAAUUGGACACCCCAGUUCUUCUGGCCAAUUUCAGGCCCUAUCGGGAGCUGCCCUGGUCUGAACAGCAGGCCCAGUUUCUCUGGAAGAAGAUGUCAAUGACCACCAACCUGACACUAAGAAACUUGCAGUCUCUGGGCACUCUAGCAGGAGGCAUGACCUGUGAGUGGCUGCAGCAGUUUAGCUGGAGGACAGAUUUCCUUAAAGUAGUGGUCUUGCUCUACCAGCUUCCUGGUGGGGUUCGAGGGAGCUUGAGGGCCUGUAUCUGGGAGGAACUCCAGAGGAGAAUGGAAAUGUCUGAGCUGGAGCUAGGAGGCCUUGGACCAGAUCUGAAUGGUCUAGAGCAGGAGCUACUCUUCCAAUUACCAAUCCAGCUGAUUGACAGACUAUCCAAUGAUUCUAUUCUCUUGGUACUGGAGCUUGUACGAGGUGAUCCUGAACAAUUCCUAGUACUGCCCCCACUCCGACGAGAAGCCCUGGCAGAGAGGGCACUACGCAGCCUGGCUCCACAGGACAUCCCACUAUCAGGGGAGGUGCUGGAAGCUUUGGGCCCCCUGGUUGGAUCCCUGGGGACAGAGAGCGUAGGCCGAAUCCUCCCACAGACUCUGCUGGCCCACCUCAGUCGGCUGCAGAACUUCUGCCUGGGAGAACCAUUUGCCACAGAGUUGGGAUGCUUGCUGUUGCAUGAGUCUGCAUUUGGGCGGCCAGAACUCUGGAGGCGAGAUGAAGUGGAGCAGGCUGGACGUCUGGUGUUGACCUUAUCCUCUCAGGCCAUUCUCCUCCUGCCCAGGGAAGCCUUGGGGCCUGAGACCCUGGAACGACUCCUAGAGAGACAGCAGAGCUGGGAGCAGAGUCGGGCUGGCCAACUGUGUGGGGUUCCAGAGCUAGGACUCAGAAAAGCAGCCCUGGUGACUGGAGUUGUCCAGGCAGAAGAUGAGGAUGAACCAGAUCCUGUGCCCACCUGUGCAGAUAUUCGAGGGACAUUCCCAGCAGCUUGGUCAGCCGCACAGAUUGCAGAAAUGACACUGUCUGACUUUGAAGACUGCAUGGGAUUGUUUGCAAAAGACCCUGGUCUUGGGUCUGAAGAAUUACAAGCAGCAAUGGGCAAGGCUAAAGAGUUGUGGGGUCCCCCUCAAGAACUUCAACCUGAGCAGAUCCUCCAGCUGGGUCGGCUGUUAAUAGGGCUAGGAGAACGUGAAUUCCGGGAAUUGAUUGUGGUUGACUGGGCAGUGCUGGGAGCCUUGGGACAGUUGGAAGGCUGGAGCAAAAAUCAGCUCCAAGUCAUUGUCUCCAGCUUUUUGCGUCAGAGUGGGCGGCAUGUGAGGAAUCUGGAUUUUAUUCACCUAACUGCUCUUGGCCAUGCAAUCUGUGGCCUUCGGCCAGAUGAAAUACAGCACAUCAACAAUCGGGAGUUCAGCAAGGCCGUUCUCUUCCUGGGCUCCCUGCCCCUUCAGUGCUCUGAGGAACAGUUAGAGGCCCUGGCUCACCUGCUUGUGUUGCCUGGAGGCUUUGGACUAGUCAGUAACUGGGGGCCCGAGAUCUUUACUGAGGUUGGCUCAGUAGCAGCCGGGCUCCCAGACUUGGUGCUCUCAGCACUGCUUCGGGGACAGAUCCGGGGCCUCACUCCGCUCGCCAUUGCUAUCAUGCCAGCACCCAAGUUUGCUGUGGUAUUCAACCCUGCGCAGCUCUCCGGCUUCACCAGCGCUCAGGCUCUGGCUAUCACAGCUGAGCAAAUGGCCUGGCUGAGCUCCGAGCAGCAUCAAGCAGUCAUCUGGGCUCAGCAAGAGGGAAAGGAGAGCCUGCAACAGCUGGGGCGUAACACAGCUUGGGACUUCCAGGAACAGACAGCUUCUUUCUGGAUCCCAACACUGGCUAUCUUUGUACUUGACUGCUUACCCUGAAGCUAAGGGUCUGGGUAGCCAAGAAGGGAGACUGAUGGAAGAAGGGCCUGUGGUCACAUAUAGUAAAGUAUAAAUGGAAGUGUACCUGGUUGUUAUUUGUAUUUGUCACUUUUAAUAUAUUACAGCCUAUAAAAGAAAAUGUUUCUA
This is a messenger RNA of Antechinus flavipes (yellow-footed antechinus), 10296 nucleotides long. It is a transcript of the gene STRC, whose product is annotated as stereocilin. NCBI's taxonomy places the organism in Eukaryota, Metazoa, Chordata, Mammalia, Dasyuromorphia, Dasyuridae. Gene Ontology annotation, biological process: cell-matrix adhesion. The record is from RefSeq and is a predicted model, not a curated record. The coding region runs from base 4834 to 10149 and encodes 1771 amino acids. Gene Ontology annotation, cellular component: cell surface; kinocilium; stereocilium tip. The transcript has 29 exons.